UUUCUCGGCCGACAUCAUGGAGGAGUGUGCCAUAGACAGCGAGACCAUGAUUCGGCUGGUACAGGAGAAGCGAUUCCUGUACGACAUGCAGGAUCCGCAGUACAAGAACAGGAGAAUCGGGCAGCGGGCCUAGGAAGACAUUAGAAAAAUGAUAUGGCCAGAAUGGAAUAGUAAGUCAAAGCAAGUGAAAGAGGCAAAAGUCAAUAUCCUGAAAUCAAAAUGGAAGAGCCUCAAGGAUGCCUUCAUGCGGCACAGUCGCAAGGAGCGGGAGUACAGAAGCCGAGCUGCUGCAAUGGCCCCAUCCAGCUACGUUCAUUCUGAGCAACUGGCUUUUCUAGUGCCCUGCACAGAAAUGCGUAGCACUGACAGUAGCUGGAAGGCUACAGAGAGGCAGGAUGAGGAGGAUGAGGAGGCCACCAGGGGAAGUGACGCCUGUGUCUCUACUGGGCCUGAAAGUACACAACCACUAAAUCCCACCACACCAUCAUCAACCCCCACACCUACUGCCCCACCUGCCCAGGAACCGACCAGUGGUAGGGCAAUUACCAGAUCAUGGAGAAAGAGGCCGGAACGAGAAGAGGACCGGCUGAUUGAUUGCAUGGAUGCCAUGGCCCAUCCGGCUCCCAGGCUCUCGUGCGAGGCCCUUUUCCUCCUCAGCUUGGAGGAAAAAAUGAAAAAGGUGCCCAGUAGUCGACAGACUGAAGUACGGGACGCAAUCACACGCUGUAUUGACUCCUUCAUUCCACCUGAUGGUACCACACAUCAGACUAUUGCGCCUCUACAUGCAACACCCAUGCACACACACACGCCCCAAACAUAACAACAAACACCCAUGCAACACCAUCACUACACAUGGCAGCCACGCACACAUUCAUCCUAUGGUUAUGCCUCCCCCCACCUGGGGCACAGCACCACCACCACCAAAAAUGCAGAUUGGUGCCCGCUCAUGUGGAAUGAGGGAGGAAUUGCAGGAGGACGCGCCAAACUUUGCGUUCUCACAAUACCAAAACUUGUGAGUUAGAUCUUUCACUCUAGGCACCUUUUUCAUUUUGGCCUCCAGGGUGUUUAACAACGUUGAGGAGGAAAAAUGCCGUGCACCAUGUCUUUGUUUCGUAGAAAAUAUU
Molecule: messenger RNA, 1124 nt
Organism: Bufo gargarizans (Asiatic toad)
Lineage: Eukaryota; Metazoa; Chordata; Amphibia; Anura; Bufonidae
Exons: 3
Coding region: 149-820 (223 amino acids)
Source: RefSeq, a predicted model, not a curated record